AAGUGGUUCAGUAAUGAAUCAUGGCCCUCGAACCGGAACAAUACCGCAUUCCGCCAAAUGAGUACGCGCCCAACAGUCGACUCCCAGUCCUCAUCUACCGUGACGUCCUGCCUUUACCUUUGUCCGAAGACAGCACUACGGCCUUUCUGGAGUCUCAUGGCUGGGAGAAGAGAGGUGUUUGGGGACAUAUCCCCGUCAGACAUUUUCACCCAAACUCCCACGAAUGCUACGGGAUAUUCCAAGGCUGCUCGACAUUACUCCUCGGCUGUGGGUCAAGUGACACUACAGGCGGGCUGCACGUAGACGUGUAUGCAGGAGAUGUUAUCGUGCUUCCAGCAGGAACGGGGCACUGUUGUGUUGAGAGUAGCACCGAUUACAGAUACAUUGGCGUCUAUCCAAAGGAAUGCCCCCGGUGGAGAAACGAACUUGGGAAAGAUCCCAUAGACGUGGUAGCUCUCCGUGAUGAGAUCAUGGCCGUCGCAAUGCCCACGCAGGAUCCUGUCAAUGGAGCUGAGGGGCCUUUAUUGCGCCUCUGGGCACCCAAUUCCACAAACCUGGACUAUCAUGAGAUUCGCGAAGAAUGAUAAAAUCUCCCCCUGUCUUACUUCGAUUCUCUAUGGCGCAGAAACUACAGGUUACCGACUUCCCAUGUUCCAAAAAAUGGGCUGCCAGGAUCUUGGAACUGGAAAAAAGGAUCGUAGGUCAUGUCCAUGACGGAGGUGUUGCCUGGCAUUUGCCACGGCGCAGCGGCGGCUUCUGGGAAAGGUGCAUCAAGCACGGGCGUAGCCGCCGCAAUUGAGGAAGGAAGCAGCUGGUCUCUUCUGGCACGUCCUCUGCUAUCUUGAACAUGCCGUUUUCUUGGCUGGCCUGACAGUGGCGGCAAUGCCUGUCCGUUAGACAUAUCCACAUCUACAGUAGGAUUGUGGAACAUCUCCAUCUCGACAGUCUCCUCUCCUUCAUCGGUGUCGUCCUCCUCGGGAAAGAAAGAAUCGUCGAAAAGCCCAAACUGUGGCAAUGGGGUGUCUUUGCCGGCGAAAUCGUACAAGAGGAUCUUCCACAUCAUACGCGUGUUGAUCGAGAUCGUCCUGCGAGGCGAAUCAUGUUCCCCAAUAGGCUGAUCGAAUGUGAACGCAGACUGAACUAAAGCUUGGAGCUUUUCAUGCUGGUGAGGACUCAGCAUCUGAUGACAAGCCUUGUCAAGUGUGUUGUUUUGGGGGAAGAGGACUCACCAUCAAUCGACAGGAAGGCCACAGUAAUGCCAGCUCUCCUAGAAAGGCAACACACGUCGCAAGUCUGACCUGCGCAGCCUCUCUGAUUCGGUUAUCCGCGGCUCGGCAGAAGUAGAUAUGGAUCGUUGCUGCAAUUGCCGUGCAGUGGCCAAUGAACGGAUCUGAAAUGCGGUAGGCCUUAUCUGUGAUCAUGUCAAUGAGACGUGCAAUCCAGGUGCCGUGGAUGAAUGCUAGCUCUGAGGACGUCUUCCAGAAGGUAUUUGGAACGGCCAAUUGAGCGGACUGCUGUGGCCGCGAGG
Molecule: messenger RNA, 1528 nt
Organism: Exophiala xenobiotica
Lineage: Eukaryota; Fungi; Ascomycota; Eurotiomycetes; Chaetothyriales; Herpotrichiellaceae
Exons: 3
Coding region: 21-584 (187 amino acids)
Source: RefSeq, a predicted model, not a curated record